Messenger RNA from Dibothriocephalus latus, 375 nucleotides. Lineage: Eukaryota; Metazoa; Platyhelminthes; Cestoda; Diphyllobothriidea; Diphyllobothriidae. The record is from the annotation of a GenBank genome assembly.
AUGCACACGACGGUGCCCAAGACCGCCAAGAAGACGGGUGAAGCCCCACCCUAUGUGGUUCUGUCGCGUUACAACACCGACGACGCCUCCUCCUGGCUGACUCCUGCUGAGGCCGAGGCACGCUCGGAGGACCCCCUCAGCUACCCCCUACCUGUGACCUGGGAGCUGGCCGACUUUGCUUUCUCUCAGGCCGUUUUCGUGAGCCAAGCCAUGCAGCCGUUUGAAUUUGCCAAACACUUCGGCCUUCUGGGCAACAGACUCAUCAGCCGGAAUUCGAAACACGUCUGGUUCGGCCGGCAUCUGGCAGAUCCCAAAGUCAGUGACCUGAUGAAGGCGUGCCGGAGGAAACUGCAGCAGAUGCCCGGUCCCGCUUCG